UAUUGCAAACAAAUAGAUUUAUUUGAAGAAUGUGGGCGCCAAGCACAGAUGAAACAUAUUUUGCCAGCAUGGACUACAAAAAGAAUGUCCACAACAUAAUGCCAAGCAUGGAAAUGAUGGUUAACUUCGCCGGCGACAGAGAUGCGAUGCGCAGCCAGAAAACUUGUUUACUCCACGCCGAAAGAAUCGACUUUAAGGAGCUGAUCCAAUUGCGUUUGUCGGAGAAAUGUGAUCAGCGUCGCAUGUAUAUAACCACAGUGGACAGUGCAUCCUUCCAUCAGCUGAAACAGGAUCAAUCAUUGAAUGUCACAUUUGGUGGCUUUAUGGAGAAUGUGGUGCGCAUGUUGCAGGACUGCCAUGAAGGGAAGCUAGAGUUAUGCCUUUCCGCCAGAGAUUGCACCAGCGAUACGGCGCGAGAUCGUCACGAUUACCAUUUGCAAUUUGUGGAGAAACGAUCCUUUAAGAAUUUGGUGCAUCUCUGUCUGCCCUGCCGUUCGGCGCCGCUGCACACAGUGCUCUUCUAUAUUAAUGCAACGCUGGAUGCGACGCACAAGAAACUCUAUGCGCUGGAGCAGAAUACGCAGCAGUUGCAAUUGGAAAUGAAUGCCCAGCGAUCGCACAUUGAGCAAUUGGGCGUGGAGAACAGCAAAUUGCGUGAGGCAUUCGCGGAGAACACCCGCAAACUGGGCGAGAAACACUUGGUGGAGUUGCAGCAAAUGCAAGAGAAGCUGGACAAGCUGAGGGACCAACGCAACAAUGAACUCGAUCGCAGUCGUCAAUCGAUUGCCGGACUCCAAACACAACUGGAACGUGCGGCACAGGAAAUGGUCGAUGUGAAGGCAUUGCAGGAGCAGAUCGAGAAACAAAAAAAGAACCUGAACGAGGAGCUCAUCUGCUGCAAGUCACGCAUGUGCACCCUGAAGGAGCAGAACGAGAAGCUGCACAACGAACUAACCGGCGCUAAGAAGCAAGGACGCAAGCUGGAAUACAAAAUUGAAGAUCUCAAACAGCACACAGCCGAGCUCCAGGAGCACAUCCAAAAGGGCAACAAGGAAAAGGCCAACAUUGCUGCGGAACUGGAGGCGGAGAAGAAGAUACUGCACACCAAGCGGCAAGCUUUGGAGAUGGCAUCCGAUGAGAUAGCUAAAGCGAAUCAGAUCAUACUCAAGCAAAAUCAGGAGCUGCUCAGUCAAAAGAAGACGAUUGCGUGGCGCACCGAAGUGGCGUUGCAGCAGGAGAAGGCCGUCAAGGAGAAGGACAAACUGCUAACCAUACGCGACGAGGAACUGCAGCAGUCGCGCCAAACAAUUCAACAGCUGCGCGAGGAGAUUCCCCAGCAGCUGCAAUCGAUGCGUCACUUUGCCCAGGGUCUCGAGGAGAAGUACACAAAUCAGAUACUUACGCUGAGGGAGCAUUUAGCGGGCAAGGAGAACUCCAGCCGCAAAGCCAACCGCAAAUAGGCAAUAUAUAUAAAUAUGUAAUUAAUUAAUUAUUAUGAUUGUUCGUUAGUGUUUUUUUUAUUAAAUUUAUUUAUGUAUCCUAGUGCUCUAUUCAUAAUCUUCAUCUGUGUUUUUUUGUCCUGCUUGUGCCGUGCCCACAUUCACCGCCUGGCUAAUGUCCUCGAACUGAUUCAUUUUCAGCCUCUCGCGUAUUAGUUCCGCAAUUGCCUUCUGCGUGCGUCGCUCCAAGCGUUCCAGCUUUUUGCUAACAUCCCGCUUCAA
This is a messenger RNA of Drosophila grimshawi, 1721 nucleotides long. RefSeq names its product spindle assembly abnormal protein 6 homolog (gene Sas-6). Gene Ontology annotation, biological process: centriole replication. The record is from RefSeq and is a predicted model, not a curated record. Gene Ontology annotation, cellular component: centrosome; centriole. The transcript is spliced from 4 exons. Lineage: Eukaryota; Metazoa; Arthropoda; Insecta; Diptera; Drosophilidae. The coding region runs from base 30 to 1460 and encodes 476 amino acids.